Messenger RNA from Prosopis cineraria, 1969 nucleotides. RefSeq lists its product as uncharacterized. The coding region runs from base 428 to 1540 and encodes 370 amino acids. The record is from RefSeq and is a predicted model, not a curated record. The transcript is spliced from 3 exons. Lineage: Eukaryota; Viridiplantae; Streptophyta; Magnoliopsida; Fabales; Fabaceae.
UCUUCCCAAGCUUCCAUCUUCACCAAAUUAAAAUCUCAAAAUCACUUGUACGCGCUGCCGGGUUUCAACUUCAUUACUCUAUUCUCACUCUUUCCAUGCCCAUCUUCUGCAUUAUCAUAUUUUCCCGGAAAACCCGGAAGCAUUUUCAGGUUCUUUCAUCGAGCCAUGUGCCACCAUCCUAAAUCUAAAUUAUGUUUCUAUGGUUCCAUCAACACCUUAUUUUACUGAGCCGAGGUCUGAGGACACAGUGCUGGCUGUUCUGUUCUUAUCAUCAUAAACCUUGUCACUUUCAGCUGUCAAAUGAUCCACUACUUUUGGAUUGGAUACCUCAAAGUGUAAUAACUCUGGAUUUUGCUUUCUGGAUAUAGACUUUUGAGGCUGCACAGUGCACACCAGGUGUUGGUGUGCCUUCAGUUUCUUGCCUGCCAUGGGAUGCAUUUCUUCCAAAGUUAUAGCCAGAUCAUUGAGUUUACAUGAAGAGAGAAACCAGGGGACGCAGAGAACCAAAUCUAAUAGUGGCAUUCCAUUGCUGGAAGAUAUAAUCAAUUCUGCUCAUAGUAGCUGCGACCAGUACUUUGAACUGGUAUUGCAUUCUAGGAGUUUUGGUUCAAAUGCUCCCUCAAAACUGGCUACUCAUGACAGUUCUGAAGCCACUGACAAGUUGGACACGUCCUUGAGUCCAGAAGAAGACGAACAGGAAGGGAACAAACAGAAAAUUGUUAGUGAUGUUCAAAGUGAUGGGAGAUCUAAAAGCUGUCAUCUGAUUCUCCCAGAGCAUGUUCUGUCCUCUCUUGCUCAGGAAAAUUCAUCUGGGGUUAAGAAAAUGUAUGAGUUGGCCAAUGAGCUUUGGCUCAGCAGUGCUGGAUUCAUCUCUAAAGCUGAAAGAUCUGAAUUAAUUGAAGGAAAUAAGUAUGACUUGAACUCCAGAAGCAGGAGUUUUCACACAGUGGAGGAAUACGAUGAUUUGGUUAGAAAACUAUUGUUGUCCAAGUCCCUCAGGUUUACUGAUAAUAAUAAAGACGAUACUUGUUCUUCAGGAACCACCAUGGACCUUCUGGUUUCUGAGUCUGUUUCAUCCAGCACAACUAAUGAUCAUACUGAGGAUAAAGAUUCUGCCAUCAAAGAUAAUAACAGUUCAGAUAUAAUACAAGUUAAUAAGACAGUAGUUCCAAGUGAGAAAGAUGAUGAUAUGUACAUUGAGAAGGGAAAUAAGAGAAAGGCUAUUGCAAAGAGGCUAGAAUCACUGAGAGUGCCAUCAUCAAGUAAUUUUGAAGUUCCAGUCAUUGCUAGUCUUAGAGAAUGGAUUCAUCCUCUUGGUAGUAUCUAUUCUCCUGGAUCUUAUGUCACCCCAAAAUUUGGAAGCUAUUCUUCUUUAAUGGCUGCUGGUAAGAAGGAAUGUGAAUCCAGAGAGGAUAGUUCUUCUAUCUUCAGUCCAGAGUUGGUGUCUGAAUUAGAACAGAGCAUGCAGAAUCUUGAAGCAGAGGAAGAAAACAUUCUGAAACAAAUCAUGGAAAGUCCAGAAGAAAAUGAUGGUCCAUAGUUGCAGGUCUACGACUCCAUUUCUUUCUUUUAGAACAUCUACAGAGCAUGGUGAUGAGAAAAUCUACGUACGUACAGUUUUGAAAGUAAUUAUUAUCAAACUCUCUAUAACAAGUGAACACAUGAUUGAGUGUUUCUGAAAAAACAAAGUUAUAGGAUUUAAUAAUUACAAACAUCUGAGGAACUUUUACAGUUUAUCGAUCUUCAUAUUUGCUGGGUUUUUCCCGCUACCCAAAAAAAAAGAAGGAAAAAAAAAAAGUCUACUUUGAAGAGAAUUGCCCCUAUGGGCGAUGAAUGCCAUUGCAAUUUCUAUAUGUUUUUCUUCCUCAUGUAUAUCAUUUCAUUGUUAAAACGUGGAGGAAAAUGCUCUCUCUUUGUUUUGAGACAUUCAAUGAUACUAUUGUCAUAAUCAUUUUUAAUUUACCAAUAA